This is a messenger RNA of Spirometra erinaceieuropaei, 513 nucleotides long. The record is from the annotation of a GenBank genome assembly. NCBI's taxonomy places the organism in Eukaryota, Metazoa, Platyhelminthes, Cestoda, Diphyllobothriidea, Diphyllobothriidae.
AUGGGUCUAUUCGGCCACACGCGCAUCCACGAGAGCGGAAUUGACCGCAGCCUUGACACAUCCACCCCGCCGAGCCCCACUCCCAAUCCACCACCUUGUGCACCCACUAACCACUCCCCAGCCGACAUCGACGACACCGACCUUACCACCCCUCACUCCUCCACUUCCUCCACCUCUUCCUCCACUACUGCCACAACGACGGCCGCUUCGGCGUCUGUCGCCCACGACUUCACCACAGCCGAACCUGGCACAACAACAGGCACAACCCCUGCAACCUCCAUCAUCAGACGUGAGGGCCAGGACUACAUCUGCCCACACUGCGAUCGCACCUUCACCUCACGCAUCGGCCUGGUCGGUCACUUGCGAAUCCAUCGUACAGAGACUGGCGAACCAGUGCCUGGAGCACCAACCUACACCUACCGCACUCGCCUCCACUGCCCACACAGCCCUCGCACCUUCACGAAUCGCAUGGGUCUAUUCGGCCAGAUGCGCAUCCACGACGACCUGCGGUAG